Didymodactylos carnosus is the source of this 633-nucleotide messenger RNA. Lineage: Eukaryota; Metazoa; Rotifera; Eurotatoria; Philodinida; Philodinidae. The record is from the annotation of a GenBank genome assembly.
AUGAAGAUUGCUGAUAGAUGGAAAUUGUCAUCAUCGUUUUUUUCCAUUAAUAAUCUAGAAUGGAAUUCAAAAUUAAUGGAAGACUGGAACUCAAAAAUAUCGGCAGAUUUAUGUUUAAAUGAUGAAUGGAUUAAACAAAAUCAAUUGAAUAACAAAUUAACAAAAUUAGUCUUGUAUGGAAAAGAAGGACAUUUAGCAGAUGAUAUUUUUGAACUUGGAUAUUUAAUUGGUCGGCAAAUUAUCGGAAUUGAUCUUUCUAAUUCAAGUUACAACAGAAAAAAUAUCAUAUUUCCAACUGAAAAUUCAGCUGAUGACAUGUCAUCAGCUAACAUGGUCGAUUUCAAUCUUCAACAAGGAAAUGAUAUUGAUAUUGAAAGCCAAAAAUCUUAUUCUACACCAACCCAUGUUGAGUUAAUUCAAAAUAAUAUCACACCAUCAGUACAACAUCAGCUGAUAACAAAUGAGAAAAAUUAUGUACAUACAGAAGCUGUGCCAAUAUAUACAAGUCAAAAUUCAGAAUUUGUUCAAUUACCACCAAUCACUGAAUUCCAAAAACCAACGAUUUCACAAGAACAAAAUCCCGGUAAAAACAAAACAAACAAACGUUAUAAUUACAUAUGUAUAAAUCAUUAG